UUGGACUGAGAGGAGCACACAGGGUGCCCUGACACGGUUCGCAUCGCAGUGGCACAGUGUGCAGGCGGAGGAGCUGCGGCUGGAUGUCAGAGGAGCACGGGGAAAUACUGCAAUAAUCCCUCAAUGUGAUGAAAAUAUAGGACAACUUUUUAAAUACAAAUCUUUAGGAUAAUCUGACGCACUGAGGGAGAAAGCAUCCAGUAGUCCGAUUUUGGAAUUAGCAUCUUUCUGUCAACAAGGUGCGUAAAUCAAGAUGUUGCCAUGUUGCUGCUUCCCGUUGUUGCUACUCUUGGCCCGGCUGCUCCCCACCUCCUCGGCCCUGCCCUUUGAGCAAAGAGGCUUCUGGGAUUUUGCCAUGGACAGUAUGGACAGUGACAAGAUGAUGACGAUGAUGAGGGACGAGGAAGAAGGCUCAGCUGGGGAAGAUAUCCUCCCCCCUGACGUACACAUGUGCCCCUUCGGCUGCCACUGUCAGCUCCGGGUCGUCCAAUGCUCUGACCUCGGUCUGACCGAGGUGCCGAAGAAUAUUCCUCUGGACACCAAGUUCCUGGACCUACAGAACAACCGUAUCACCGAGCUGAAAGAGAAUGACUUCAAAGGCCUCACUAACUUAUAUGGUCUGUCUUUAAGGAAUAACCUUAUUUCCAAAGUCCACCCAAGAACGUUUGUUCCGCUGAAGCACAUGCAGAAGCUUUACUUCUCCAAAAAUCUGCUGACCACCAUCCCCAAGAACUUGCCCGCCUCUCUGGUCGAGAUGAGGAUCCAUGAGAACCGCAUCAAGAAGGUGGCAGCUGGGGCCUUUUCAGGACUUGGCAACAUGAACUGCAUAGAAAUGGGAGCAAACCCCAUCCAGAACAGCGGUUUUGAGCCCGGAGCCUUCAAGGGACUGAAACUGAAUUAUCUGCGUAUAUCGGAGGCCAAACUGACAGGAGUGCCAAAAGAUCUCCCAGACAGUCUCCAUGAGCUUCAUCUAGACCACAACCAGAUCCAGGCUGUAGAACUGGAGGACCUGAGCCGCUACAAAAACCUGUACAGGUUGGGCCUUGGCUUCAACCAUAUUCGGAACAUAGAGAACGGCAGUCUGUCUUACCUCCCCCGGCUGAGAGAGCUGCAUCUGGACAACAAUCGUCUCUCUCGUGUUCCCAAAGGCCUCCCUGAUAUGAAAUACCUGCAGGUGGUUUACCUCCAUUCCAACAACAUCGACCACGUGGGUGUGGAUGACUUCUGCCCUCGAGGAUUUGGGAUGAAGAGGACGUUCUAUAACGGCAUCAGCCUGUUUGGAAACCCUGUCAACUACUGGGAGGUGCAGCCCGCCACGUUCCGCUGCGUCAGUGACCGGCUCGCCAUUCAGUUUGGAAACUACAAAAAGUAAAGACAGGGGAUAAUGUGAGAUGGAGAGAGUGAUAGAGAAGGGCCGGAGAAGAUCAUUUAAAUAGUAAAUAAAAACCUGAGAGAGUUUUGGAGAUAGCUUGAGAGGGACUGAUGAAGAGAAGUGGAAAAUACAAUCACAUAACUUGAAUGGAGUGGAAAGCAAAGCUCUUGCAGUACUACACCUGAGUUUUUGCAUUCUUUAAUUUGAAGGUCUUGAAAGUUUUGCCAUCAGAAAUGGGUCAAACGGAAGAGACCGUUUGAGAUGAAUGUUUUGCCCCAACCUAAAACCAAUGGAAAAAAAACGAGUCCUGAAAACUUGUGAAGCAUUUCAUUCCAUUUUUUUUUACACACUAGCGCUUUAUUUCAUAGGUGUCACUUCGGUUUUAUUAACAUUUUCAGAUUACUUUUAAGAAGAUAGAAAAGCAAUGCAUUAUAGAUUUAUAUAUAUAUAUACAUAAAAAGAUGCUCUGUAUGACUUUCUGUGUGUGCUAAUUUGAGAAAUAUAUCACAUUGUGCCUGUGUGGUCCUUAAACUGUGAAUUAAUUACUUUAUUUACUAAUAACUAGUCACAGAUUCAGGGCCAUUUUCCAACAUUACAGGCAUAAAAAAUGGCAUAAAAGCAUCAAUUAUUCAAUUUUUACAGUUUGGAAACAUUUUGUAUAUACCAUGGCAGUUGAAUGAUUAAAAUAGUAAUAUGUACAUUCUUAUAAUUCCCCUCAAGUGGUAAACACUUUUUCUUAUUGAUGUGAGGUAACUGAAGCACCAGCCUGUCUGUGUCAGGAGUCUAUUAUGUGCCUUUAAUAAUACUGGUCUGUCUUUAUACUUUAAUGCAGUAUUCCUCGAGGGGACACUGAGUUAGUGGGGCUUUGCCCCAGUUAAAGAAAAACACACAUCCGCUUCGCUUUGACACAAUGAAGGCAGUGUGUUUACUUAGUGCUACAUACUAAAGUAGUGUUGUUGCAUUGUUUUGCACAGUUUUUCUGUAAUGCUUUAUCUGCUUCAGGGUUAUUGGAGGAUUAGUCUGUUUAAAUGAGUAAACCUAUGUGGAUCUACUUUAGCCAUAUUCUUAUUCUCUCCUGUCUCUGCUCUGUAUCUGACCAGCUACUGCUGCAUGUGAAUAAAGACUUUUUUUACCCUGCUGCAUAAAGCCGGAGAACAACUGAUGCCCUUAGGUUGGUUGCUGUGUGAGAAAUAAAGAACAAAAAU
This is a messenger RNA of Labrus mixtus (cuckoo wrasse), 2577 nucleotides long. RefSeq names its product biglycan b (gene bgnb). Bases 254 to 1372 code for a protein of 372 amino acids. The record is from RefSeq and is a predicted model, not a curated record. The transcript has 8 exons. Gene Ontology annotation, molecular function: protein binding. NCBI's taxonomy places the organism in Eukaryota, Metazoa, Chordata, Actinopteri, Labriformes, Labridae.